Messenger RNA from Paramisgurnus dabryanus, 2029 nucleotides. It is a transcript of the gene mis18a, whose product is annotated as MIS18 kinetochore protein A. Gene Ontology annotation, cellular component: chromosome, centromeric region; chromatin; nucleus. Gene Ontology annotation, biological process: chromosome segregation; CENP-A containing chromatin assembly. The record is from RefSeq and is a predicted model, not a curated record. NCBI's taxonomy places the organism in Eukaryota, Metazoa, Chordata, Actinopteri, Cypriniformes, Cobitidae.
AAAAGAACAGGGAACAAAAGCUUAUACUAUGCAGUGGGCGACCAAUGUGGCUAUUUAAUUUAAAUGAGCUGAAUCGUAAACCUGUACACAUGACAGCAAUUCAAUAAUCACUGUGUUCAAUAUAUUUUUUCUAAAUAUGCUUUCCUUUUCAUUUUGUGAUUCUCUCUCCCACCUCUUUAUUUAUUUUUUGUUCUCUUUGCCCUCUAUAUAUAACUAUUAUAUUCCUAUAUGUUUUGUUUGUUGACAGUGCAAUGUAUAAAAAUGGUAAACUCCACUCCGACUUAUAAGGGGGAAAAGACAUAUUUGCGUUUGUGUGCUUUAAUUUUAUUGUAAUUUUAAUUAGUCUUGUUUUAUUUUUAAUUUGACAUGUUUAAAAUUAAUCAAUACAGGCAAUGUUUGAGCAUAAAUAGUCGAGCUUGUACUCCCUUCCAAUAGAGGGCGCCAAUAAUCAAACGUUCAUCCGCGUUGACGUCAAGUGUAGACGAGCAAGUUUGCCCGCGAACGUUUCAAAACAUUAAGUGGUUGUGUAAAGUAAGCGAUUUUGGUUUUGCAGCAGACAAUGGCAGCGAAAAUGAAUUUACCCGCCGACUGUGCAAAUAAAACAUACUCUGUUUGCGAGAGUGCGGCGGAUAGCAGUAACCGAGCGGGGGAAGAAGCAGAAGCCGACGGUGCAGCGGUGUUUAUGUGCGGCAAAUGCAAACUGCCCAUCGGCGACUCUCUGUCCUGGGCAGGCAGUGAUGACGAGCGAAACCAAAUCAUGCUCAAACGUACUAGUGACAAUGUUGUGAUAGGCAAGGAGCCUUUUCUUGCUGGUACCCGAAAGGAGCUUGGGUGCCUUGUUGUGAACCUCACAUGUCGUGGCUGUAGUUCAGAAUUAGGAAUUAUGUACAUAUCGACUCCAAAAAAACUUGAUUGUAAGAGAUCCCUCUUCUGCUUCAAUGUUCAACAUAUUGAAAGUUAUGUAGUGGGUAGUUCAAGUCAGCAGAUGCCAGAUUUAGACCGUGAGGACCGGCCAGUAACACUGGAAUACCAAGACACUGUUGAGCAGCAGAUGACAGAGAUCAAAUCUUUAGCAGUGAUAAUAGGACAACGACUGCUGGAGAUCGAAAGUAACCUACAGUGCAGUUCGGACAAAUAAAAGUGAGCUGUCAUAAAGCUGUUUUAAUAAUCUGACAGUUUGGAAAAUCUACUUUGUCUGGAUCCCAUAUAUUUUUUUUACAACCUUUACUGUUAGAUUUGUCCAGAAAGGUAUGUAUUUAUUUAUAUGUAUGUACUGUACAGUUAAAACCAAUUGACACACAUCUGUGUUAUUCAGAAGAGCUGGAAAAGCAGAUCAAAGUUUCUUCCCUACAUGUAUAUAAUCGACCAUUCUGGUGCUUUGUUGUAUGUGAUGCUUAUAUUUACGUAUAUAUUCAUGGACGCAACGUAAAUAAAAGGGUCAAGCAACGUGUUGUAUGUUUCCCUCCCCUUUUGUUUGUUUUUAAUGUUUCAUGUUUUGCAUCAAAACAUUCACGCCCAUCCCUCUUACAACUGCUUCAAAACAAGUGCAUCGUGAAUGGAGGGGGGCUCGAGCCAUUUGUUUUGUUUACAGUUCCUGUCUAAUGUGCCUAGCAACACCACUAGGAGGUGGGAAAAUAUUAUCAUGGCGACCCCGAAACUGCAAGCGCGCCCGCAAUUCCGAACAGCGAUGGGCACGCGCAUCGGACCAACCAGAGCGCUGUAUCUAAGGGCCAGGCUGCCAUGGAAACAAAGCGCACAUGCUACCCAGAGCCGCACUGAUGCGAGAGCCUGUUGCCAUCGCAUCAGCCGUUUCCUGAUUCGCCGGGCAGCCAAUAAACUCGCGCGUCUGCCUGCCAGGGUGAUGACGUCGAACUUCAGGCGCUCAAAGGGGCGUGGUUUCUACCCUGCCCCGCCUUCAAGACAGCAGUCCGUUGAGAAUUCUUCUCAUUCACUCGGUGAACCCAGUGGUGUUCAAAUAGAUACUGAGGUAAAAAUAACGCGCAUGUUGCAUCAUGUUUGCAAAUUCUGU